AUGCCAUUAAAACGAUUUGCCCCAUGCAGUUUUUUCCUAUUGGUUGCCACGGCACUCGAGUGUGUCGUGGUGUGCUCGGGACGGCUGACUGGGUUUACUGGCGAGAUGCCGCGGUUGCGUGGACUUUCCCCCGGUGCCACCUUUGCCAUGGAGGAGGCAUUCUUCACCAACACGAUCCCGUUGCUUCGCCCACAGCUGAAUGAGUUCCUGAAGCACGUCGCCAUUCCGGCGCAGCACACGGACAAGUUUGACAUUGACGAGAUCCACUUUAGCAAGUUGGGAAUUGGUGACGCUGCCAUAAGCAUGGUGAGCCCCGACCAGCUGCUUAUGUCAAUACAGAACGUCAGUGCGAUUGUGCCUGACACCAAUUUUGUCAUCAAGGUGGGAUUUGCCACGUGCAACGGCAGGGUGCGGGUCUCCAUCGACAACACCAAUGCAUCACUGCCAGCCAGUGUAUUCCGCAUGUCGAAUGGCACGCUGCAGUGGAGCAUCGGGGAGAACGCUAUCCAAUGGGGACCGCUGAACAUCACACACUCGCUCGAUGGUGCUGCGUGCAAGGCGAUUGAGACGAUUGUCGAGGUGCUCCUGGGUAACCUUGACAGCAUCAUCAGGGCAUCUCUGGAGAAGGAGCUUCCAAAACGGGUUGGCCCAAUCGUUGAGGAGAAGGUGAAUGAGAUAUUCACCACACUGCCGCUCAUCUUCACGAGCGACCCGAGCAUCAUGGCAAAGCGUAUGGAGCUCGAGAUGGAUGUUGUACCGGAUCCAAGUGAGAACCGCACCCGUACGCCACUGAAGCCUGCUUCAUUGGGGCUUCAGGUUAGUGACAGAAACUUUGAAAGUGUUGUUCUUCCUGUCGCUAUAAAUAACCUUCUCACCUAUCUCUGUCAGAUGGGUAAACUGAAUGUAACAGAGACACUCCCAGCUGAGUAUAAUUCUUCCCUGAUUGAGCCUAUGUAUCCUGAUACAUACAAAAUGUGCCGAGAUUGUCCGUUUGCGGUUUCUGCUCAUGCGACAGUGCCUCCGUCGGUAGAACUGCGGAGCGAUCAAACUGCCAUUCUCCACUUGCCAAAUGGCUUUAUUAGUUUGGAAAUGUUGUCCACCACGGGUAUCAGAGUUCCAGUGCUGGAUGUCGCGGUCAAUGUGACGGCUGGCGCGACGCAUAUUGGAUUCACUCCAAAGGCUCGCCUGGACUUCAACCUGACUAAAGUGGAUUUGAAGAUUGAUGUAGUGGCAUCAAAUAUUGGUACGAUAGACGUGUUCCAAUUAAACUCCGACCUGCUUUGGUUGCUAAACGAGGUGAUGGUGCCACUGUUUAACGUCCAGUUUGAAGGUAUCGCGCUCCCAGCUGUGGUUUCUAGGCCCUUACUCAACAUAACGACUGAAAAUGUCACCUUGGGGUUUGAUGUCAAGUGUUGUUAUCAGUGA
Molecule: messenger RNA, 1425 nt
Organism: Trypanosoma grayi
Lineage: Eukaryota; Euglenozoa; Kinetoplastea; Trypanosomatida; Trypanosomatidae
Product: ESAG-like protein
Exons: 1
Coding region: 1-1425 (474 amino acids)
Molecular function (GO): lipid binding
Source: RefSeq, a predicted model, not a curated record